Talaromyces stipitatus ATCC 10500 is the source of this 2746-nucleotide messenger RNA. RefSeq names its product CCCH zinc finger and SMR domain protein. NCBI's taxonomy places the organism in Eukaryota, Fungi, Ascomycota, Eurotiomycetes, Eurotiales, Trichocomaceae. Gene Ontology annotation, cellular component: nucleus. The transcript has 3 exons. The record is from RefSeq and is a predicted model, not a curated record. Gene Ontology annotation, molecular function: RNA binding; metal ion binding. The coding region runs from base 1 to 2151 and encodes 716 amino acids. Gene Ontology annotation, biological process: negative regulation of DNA-templated transcription.
AUGGUCUCCGAAGAGCUGUUCGAGCUUUGUCAGCCAAUCCUACAAAACACCGAUCUUGACGACGAGGAGCAAACGGAGCAGCUGGAGGAUCUCCUCCGCUCAAAGACUACAUUGACCGGAGCUUCCUUAGAAAAUGCCGUCCUGGAUAUAUUAUGGCGCCAGCGCAAUCAGUCCAAACCCGAUACAUCGCCGCCCAGUAGACAUACCGUUAUCCGCCGGUCAUCUCCAGCACCAUGGCAGGUCGCACGAUCCACGACACCGAUAUCAUCUCCUUCGAUGACCGGAACUAGUCCCGCUGGACCUGGCUUUCAUCUGACCCGAGCUGGUAUUUCACGCGGACCUCGUUCCGUGACCGCGUCUCCAUUCACCUCUCCACGCCCAUCGCCUCGUCUAGCCUUUGCGCAACCUAUACCACAUUCGCCGAACCUCAAUGCUUAUGAAUUCUCCGAUCAGAACUCUCCGUCCUCGGAGUUAUAUGGCGAUUUUGGCAGUGAGAGCAAUGUCGAUUGGUUGGUGGCAGACGAUCAACUAAGCGUCACCUCGUCCAUUGGUGGUUUGAGUGCAUCUGCGCCGGAGUUUGUACCGGACAUGAGUCCUCAUGAUAUACUUCGCUCUGUUUUGGGAGAUAAAAAGACCAACGAUGAAAUUGAGGCGGCUCUAGAGGCCAACAGCUAUGACCUUGGUGCUACAAUUGCAGCGCUCUCGGGAGACUCCGGCAGAGAUGGCUCGCACAAGACGGAAGAAGCCCGCGUAGUCGUGGGAAAAUCCAUGACUGUAGAUCACAGUCGCCCGUCGACUCCUUCCAACCAGGGGCGUAACCCGGUGGUGUGCAAAUAUUGGCUUUCUACGGGGACAUGCUUGCGGGCAGACUGUCGCUUUAGCCAUGAUUUGACGAAUCAUAUUUGCAAAUACUGGAUGAUGGGCAAUUGCCUUGCCGGUGACGGGUGUCCGUUUUCACAUGAUCCUACCAGUUUGAUAGGCAAUUUGAGUCUUACUGAGGGACCGGCAACCCAAUCCAACUUUCAGCUGGACAACAACCAAGAAGCAUUCCCAGCUUUACAAACUCCUGCAGCUAUCGGAGACCAACAGUGGUCAGCUCAGCACAUGCGCAAGUACGCAAAUCAUGUACUGUUAACCAACCCGGCUGGAAAUACGUCGCCCUUGGUAGGCGGAAGAAGAAAUGGGCCAAGUCGUCCCCAAUCUCGACCGACAAGUCGCCAUCAGCAACGUGACUUGAACCCAUCUCCCCUUUCGGUCGACGAUCCCGAAGCUUUUCCUGCACUGUCAGCCAUGUCGGCAAAAGCUCCAGGCAAGAAACACCAUGGCAAGCGCGGAGGCCAUAAUAACAAGGAUCCUAUUACAAGCUCUUUGGCUGAUGUUGUGCGCGUCUCUUCACCUGGACCGGGAAAAGGAAAGAACUCGAAGACUGGAAAAGAGGUGAAGAACCGAGAAUUGAGUGCGGCAGCAUUAGCUAUCCCAGCGCCGCAGAACAUUCCUUGGCUUGAAACUGGACCUAGGGCCAAUCAACAGUAUAUACGGUAUCGCACGGAUGCGAUUCGACAUGGCACUGUGCGAAAUAAAUUUUUGCAGAGUGCUGCGCAAGCCUGGAAUCGAAGUGACGCGAGAGCGGCCAAGGCAUUGUCACUUCGAGGUCAGGCUGAAAAUGAGGCGAUGCGUAGAUGUCACCGAGAAGCCGCUCGACAGCUCUACGAAGAGCGCGAGCAGCAUCUUGCGAACAAUGGCCUCGAUGAUGCCACGGAGGAGCUCUACGUGGAUCUACAUGGUCUUCACCCCGAAGAAGCCGUCAAGUACCUGGAUAAAAUCCUUGUGAAGCACUCAACAGAAGACCGAAUUCUUUAUGCCAUCACUGGGACGGGCCACCACUCCAAGAAUGGAAAAGACAAAGUGGGCAAGGCAGUCAAAGUCUGGCUCAACGAGUUGAAAUAUGUCUUCCGUGAAUUCAGCGUACCUGGCGAACGUGGUGGAUAUGUAGGUGGCGUCUUAGGAAUUGAUCCUACCAAUUAUGACAAAGAGGCGGCCGAGAAAUGGCGCAGCGAAAUCGAGAACCAGACCGAGACGAACGACGGACAGCCUAUGUUGUCGAUGGGGAAGGUUCAGCUCCUCAAGCGUGAGGAUACUAACGGCAAAUAAGCUAUCAGAGAGGGCUGGAAUUUUUUCUUCUCUCUUUUCCUUGUUCUAACGUUUCAUGACUCAACGAAAGCUAUGAUCUGGAUACCCUGAGCGCCUGUAGGAGACUACUGCUAUUUUCUGUGGCGCUGCUUUCGUGACGAUUAGAUCAAGUUGGAGAUAUAAACAUCUCAUCUCUACCAGAUGUAGAAUUAAGAACUGAAUAUCAUUAUAACUCUUAUAUAUGCCAGUUGAUAUGCAAAAAGAAAUUUACUCCGGCUCCUGUCCCUUCCACUGCCCUUUUAACCCAUCAACAUCCAGCCCACAAGCCUCUGCCCUCCUCACAAUACUCUUCGCCUUCUCCGCAACAGGGACAUCAAUCAUCUUCCCAUCCAGCGUCCAAGCCCCCCUCCCAUCCUCUGCCGCUUUCUUAUCCGCAAUCACUACCCUAACCGCCCACUCCACUUCUUCCGCCUCUGGACUAAACACUCUCUGCACCGUAUCCACCUGCGUGGGAUGAAUACAUUGUUUUCCAUUGAACCCUAACCGUUUCCCGCCUCUGGAUUCUUCUUCCAACACCGCGGUGGUGUUAGUAUCGGAUUUAUACGCUGUACAGACC